This is a messenger RNA of Leptidea sinapis, 6609 nucleotides long. Its product is annotated as solute carrier family 35 member F2-like. Gene Ontology annotation, biological process: transmembrane transport. The transcript has 4 exons. The record is from RefSeq and is a predicted model, not a curated record. The coding region runs from base 133 to 861 and encodes 242 amino acids. Gene Ontology annotation, cellular component: membrane. Gene Ontology annotation, molecular function: transmembrane transporter activity. Lineage: Eukaryota; Metazoa; Arthropoda; Insecta; Lepidoptera; Pieridae.
UCUCAACGCUUUACAUCAGUGCUAAGCUGACAGCUGCUAGCAUGCAGCGGGGUUGGUGCGGCACUGGUGGGGGGUGCUUGGAGGGGACAAAGGCUAGGCGUAGUGCACGUAGCAGGUGCCACACUGGGGUUGAUGGCGGUGGUAUGCGUUGUCUGGGCAGACGUAGAAGGCGCACCAACAGAUGGCAAAAACCAGCUGGUUGGAGACAUGCUUUGCCUAGGAGGAUCUCUUUUGUAUGCAUUUGUAACGGUGCUACAAGAAAUAAUGCUACAAACACAUUCAUGUUCACAAUACCUAGCCAUGCUGGGACUGAUCGGAGGAGUUGUCUCAACUUCACAGACUUUCUUUCUGGAAUUUAACGAGCUCAGUUCAUUUUACUGGUAUGAAUUGGAGACAAUAGUUCAGUUUGGAAGCUAUUGCGGUGUUCAGAUAAUCUUCCAAAUACUACAGAGCCUUCUGUUGAGAGACGCUGGGGCCAUUAUAUUACACCUGUCAUUUUUAUCUGCCGAUUAUUUCACAUUGAUUGCUGGAAUGUUUCUAUUUCAAUUUAAGUUCCACGGCCUCUACUUCCUGUCAUACAUGUUGGCUAUGAUCGGUGUAUUCCUGUUCUGUUCGCGACCCACACAGAGACCAGCUAUCGCGGUCUUACCGCAGCUUGUCAAUGACUCUGUUCAGCAGCAAGACAAUGUCUCCAUGGAGUACAAUAUAGUACCAACAUUGGACUGCAUUCCAUUAUCUGAAGGACUGGAGCCGCCAAUGAGUCGAGACACAACAUUUACAUCAUUCCUGGGAGGAUCGCACCCAGUGGCCAAUGGAACUGUGAUGGGACAGAAUCACCAAAACACAACUAAGGACAUAUAAAUUGAAACUUUAAAACAUUGUUUGAUAAGUUAUGGAGUUAAUUGUUUGGUAAACAUUUCUGUUUGAAUCUUUCAAGUACCCUUUUUUGAUGCUAUCUUUCCUGAUGUUUGUCUCCAGUGAACUCCUAAAAAAAUGAACGGAUUUUAAUGGGGAUUACUUCAUGGAGAGCAUUUCAAUCCAACUUGAGAGAUAGGAUAUUUUUUAUUUCGAUUUGCGACCCAUAAUUAUUUAUAUUUCCAAUUGUUGUUUUGUAUGGCCAUAUUUUCUGAGAGAGAAUUUAUUGACGCACGGUUUGACAGUUCUGCUGUAAAACAAUUUUAUUAUAACAACAGGGAGCAUGUUCUACGAAAUAAUACAGAACAACGUCUGUCGGGUCAGCUAGUAUUUUAUAAAUUUAUUUAAUUGAGCUAUAUACUAGAAGCAUUAAGGAACCAGUUAUCAGGGGAUAUGAAUUAACUGGGUGCCCUUCAUCCCUUGAGGACAUAGCCGCGAUAAAUAUAUCGCCCGUAGUGAUUUAAUAUUAAUCGGAACGGCAGACGUGAAACGACGCGUAAACGGUGUUCUGCAGCAUGGGUAUCUACCAGGGGUGGGACAGACGCCUUGAAGUGACGUUUUCAGAAGACUGUAGUGCCAUCUGUUAGUUGGCCCGAAAAUGAAAGCUUUGUCAGCUGUCACUCGCUUUGAAACCUUUCAACUUUUCUUUAUUUGUGUCACUGCCCACUGAUCAUAAAAUGGCUGCUACUUCUAGCGUUUGCGCAUGUAUGUAGCUUUCGUGUUCCAUUUUGCAUAUUUACACAACUAAAUCUAUCCUUUAUGUUCUAUGUUGUGACAAAAUUAGAUAACUAACUCUACGCGCAAUUUCAACAUGGUAAAAAAUUGCAAUACCUACAUUAAAAAGUAGAGUUAGUUAUUUAAUUGCGUCACAACAUUAAAAAUGAAUUUUAUAAUUUCGAGCUUAUAUAUAUAGUUAUUUUCGGGGCCAAUCUCCAGAUGGCGCUAGUUUUCAAAUAGACAGCUCAUAAUGCGGAGAGAGGGCUUUCUUUUCCCUUUAUAUUAUUAUACUCUUUGUUAUCUACUAGCGAGCAUGAUAUAAUAAUAUACCCCGCCUGGUAUUCUGUGCCCACGAUGGCCUAAGACUACGUACGAUAAGUGUUUUUUUUCUUUUUGUAUUCUGCGUCUUGGCAAUUUGUCUUUCAACAUUGACCCAAUAUGCUGACUGAAUAUGAUUGUAUUUAGGUGUUGUGUUAGAGAGGCUUUGCCAGUGAGAAGUCUCUCAAUCCUUGUCCACGAAUCUUGCUGCUAGUCCCUGAAUGCUGUGGCGCUUCAGCCUAGUGAAGUUAAGACUCCCAGAACCUUCAGAGGUUGAAUAGCUAGUUUAUUUUGUGACUGUUAACUACUGUACUGUACUCUGGUAGCUCCUACUGAAUUUUUCUAUUUCUUGCUUUAUAGUUUCUAGUUUUAUAUCUGCGUACAUUAGUUUGUUCCUAACAUGCCAAGGAAUAUUAAGCAUGUCUCUAAUUGUUUUGUUUUGGAAAGUUAGGUCCCAUUAAUUGUCCUUUACAGUAAAUGUAGGUACCCCCUCAUUGAGCUAAUGAAAAUUAAAUAAAUUACUAAGUAGCUUAACUAAUUAGUAAGUCGUUUGAUUCGUCUAUUUAGAUUUAAAUUUAUUUAUUUAAUUAUUAGUUCAUAAUUUCUUUAUUAAGGUAAAAACACCUUUUGCUCGGGUAAUUCAAUCACACACAAUCGCAAGACAUGGCAUUGACAAGUGUCAUACUGAUAGCUCGCUAUUUCAUCGCUAUUGUCGUCUCGCUCACAUCUCUCUCUCUCUCUCGUUGGUUUACUCGAAAAUAGUUUGAGCACAUUCAUAGUAAUUGAUGACGUAUUCUUAGGCCAAUCACGUGACGAGUAUAUUAUUAUACCAGGUUUGCGGGUAGUUUCCUAUUACCCAAAAUUAUUAUUAAAUAAUAUUAUUUAUUAAAUGAAAUAUAUUACGGCGAUCAUUUUAAUCUGUUGGAUUCUUAAUUAUUUAAUUCUUGAUUAUUUAAAAAUCUAAAGUGAAUUAUUUUUAUUAUUUGACUGAAUAUUCUGUGAUUCUCUUUGUAGGUGUAAUAUAUUAAAAUAUUUCAUACCUCAUCAACACAAACACACACACGUAAUUAUUUUUAAUUAACUAAACGUAACAAUUUUAUUCUAGUUAAGAUAUGAUAUGAUAGAAACGUGUAAAAAAAUUAUGAAUAAGAUUAGAAUAGUAAUUGUUUUGUAAUAACUGUGUAACACUUUUUAUAUUCGACACAAUAAUUUAAUAACACGGCUUAAUUCUUAUCAAAAAUAUAGUUUUUCUUUUGCAAUAUUAAAUACAAUUUAGCUGUUUGAUAAACUUAAAUAUCGUUAUUUUUUUUUUCAAAUUAAAUUUGUGUAAUUAAUCCUUGAAGUGGGGUUUAUCACUUUAAAAAAAAAUAAGAAAUUGCUUAGAUUUUAAAGAGCGACAUCUCAAGUCAAUUUCCUUAUAUAAAUAUUGGGGUUGAGCAGGUUAUCAACUGUUAAGUAGUAUCCUGUAGAUGAAGGCAGAAACUUGAGAGUUAAACAAGACAUAUUAAGAUUUAUGAACGUGACGUCACUCGACCGUUUGGCUCAGUGGAAGAGCACUCGCACGCAACGCGGAAAGUCGCGGGUCAAGUCGUUCAUAAAUUUUGUUUUUUUAUUUAUUCCAGAAGUGAGGCUUAUCAACUGUGAGGGUUAUCAACUGUGAAUUGAAAAUUGUUUAAACAUAAUUAUGUACCUGUACAGGAUAAAUUGAAUUCGGAGAAUAAUGACAAGACACCUACAUGUUGUUGAUUUCUUUUGAAUUAAAUAUAUUCAGUAAUUUUUGCUCGGACAUACAGACAGACAAAAAUUUUAUCAACCAGUUACUUUUUGGCUUCCAUAAUGGUUGUAGAAUACACAACAAGUAUUAUUUUUAAAUUAUUUAUAUUCUGUUUGAAAGACAAUAAGUCUACCUAUAUGCGAGUAUAAAAAUAAUUCCUACAUAGUAUGGGUGUAAUUAAAAUAUAGGUAAUUGACGGUAACUGCCAUAGUCGAAUUUUGAUUUAAUUAUAAGAUUUUAUCGGAAUUGAAUGUAAUAAAUAUAUUGUAUUUAAAAACUAUAUAGAUUUAGAAUUAUUAUAAAUAAGAUUCCACGGAAUAAUGUUAGAAAAAUUAUGUAAGCAUUUACAUCACUAGGUCUUUACAUUACAUCGGCUAUUAUAUUAUAGUCUCUCUAUGAAAAACUAGACUUAUAUGUAAUUUAAUCAAGAUUAAUUUAGUUAAAUAGCUUAUUACGAUUAUUUAAAACAGUAUGUUGAUGUUUUAGUAAAUUAUAUGUGAAAUUAUGUUGUAAAUUAUAUUUAAUUAGCUAAAAGCUACGAUUUCUUCAUAUAUAUAAUGUUACUGUUCAUGUUUAUUCUAUUCAAAUUUCUGUCUUAUUUAUGUUAGAAAGUACAAUCACUGUACCUGUAAAUUUUCCGUCGCAUUCUGUAGCCUAUAAUUACUAUCGCAUUAGAGUUAUCUUAGUUUCAACGGCAAGGCAGAUUUACAAAUUGGUAUGUGACAUUCCCAUGGUCCUCGGGCGAAUAGACUGGCAGUAGAGGGAGGUGGGUAUUUGAGAAAAGCGUCGUUGCAAUUGCGACACGCAUAAAUGGGCUAGUAUAACUGUUUUACUAAAGAAAUUUAAAUAGAACUUGUAAACGUCUGUAUCUGAAAGUGUUAUAAAACUAGAUAUCGGUCACCGUACCAUUCACCACUCGACUGAGCUCGCUACCGUUCUUAAUGUUACUAAUUUACUAUUCAUAAUUCGCCUCAAAAGAACACAGAACGUGACACUAUUCAUUACGUUUAACUAUUCUCCUGAAAGAUCACACAACGUGACUCUAUUCAUUAUAAGUGUAAGCAUUCUCCCGAAAGAUCACACAACGUGACUCUAUUCAUUAUAAGCGUAAGCAUUCUCCCGAAAUAUCUCACAACGUGACUCUAUUCAUUACAAGUGUAAGCAUUCUCCCGAAAGAUCACACAACGUGACUCUAUUCAUUAUAAGCGUAAGCAUUCUCCCGAAAUAUCUCACAACGUGACUCUAUUCAUUACAAGUGUAAGCAUUCUCCCGAAAUAUCACACAACGUGACUCUAUUCAUUAUAAGCGUUAGCAUUCUCCCGAAAUAUCUCACAACGUGACUCUAUUCAUUACAAGUGUAAGCAUUCUCCCGAAAGAUCACACAACGUGACUCUCUUCAUUAUAAGUGUAAGCAUUCUCCCGAAAUAUCUCACAACAUGACUCUAUUCAUUACAAGUGUAAGCAUUCUCCCGAAAUAUCACACAACGUGACUCUAUUCAUUAUAAGUGUAAGCGUUCUCCCGAAAUAUCUCACAACGUGACUCUAUUCAUUAUAAGUGUAAGCAUUCUCCCGAAAGAUCACACAACGUGACUCUAUUCAUUAUAAGCGUAAGCAUUCUCCCGAAAUAUCUCACAACGUGACUCUAUUCAUUACAAGUGUAAGCAUUCUCCCGAAAUAUCACACAACGUGACUCUAUUCAUUAUAAGCGUUAGCAUUCUCCCGAAAUAUCUCACAACGUGACUCUAUUCAUUACAAGUGUAAGCAUUCUCCCGAAAGAUCACACAACGUGACUCUCUUCAUUAUAAGUGUAAGCAUUCUCCCGAAAUAUCUCACAACAUGACUCUAUUCAUUACAAGUGUAAGCAUUCUCCCGAAAUAUCACACAACGUGACUCUAUUCAUUAUAAGUGUAAGCGUUCUCCCGAAAUAUCUCACAACGUGACUCUAUUCAUUACAAGUGUAAGCAUUCUCCCGAAAUAUCACACAACGUGACUCUAUUCAUUAUAAGCGUAAGCAUUCUCCCGAAAUAUCUCACAACGUGACUCUAUUCAUUACAAGUGUAAGCAUUCUCCCGAAAGAUCACACAACGUGACUCUAUUCAUUAUAAGUGUAAGCAUUCUCCCGAAAUAUCUCACAACGUGACACUAUUCAUUAUACGUGUAAGUAUUCUCCCGAAAGAUCAUACAAGGUGAAACUAUUCAUGACGUCGGCAUUCGGUCAAAAUAUCACGCUAUUUAUCAAGUAUAACCCGUCAGCAAUUCGCCCGAAAGAACAGAGAACGUGACGCUAUAUGAUAUUUUAAUGAAUUUGUUGAGCUGUCGCUUAUAAUUGUACUCUCGGGAGUUUUAUUGUAGUCAAAUUAAUUAAAACACAUAAUUAGUGUUGAGAGCACGGGUGGUAUAUUAUAUAAAAUAUUACCAAUUUAAAAUUAAUUAUUUUUAUUAAAUUUAACAAAUAUAUAAAUGUUAAUGAAAUUUUUCCUUCACUUAGUUCCUAUUCGUUUAAUUGCAGCGAUCAUUAAAAUAAUUUGACAAACACUGAUUGUUCGAUUGUUUUGCAAUAUAAAAAACAUAGUCUUAAGGUACUUAAGUAUCUGUUUAAUUUUAAUCGCCGAUAUAUAGAAAUAACUAUUGUUAUUGAUGUAAUGUAGCAAAUAUUAUAUUAAUAUGUAGGAUUGAUUAUUAUUCUAAGUGUAAUAAAAUAAUAUAUUUUAAAAUAAUACUCUGUGAAACACCAAUUCUGGAAUUUUCUAUUCUUACUGUUCAUAAGUAAAACUACCAAAAUAUUUUCUCCAAUAGUAUAACGAAUUUUACCACAUAUUGCAUGUUUUGAAAAUUGUUCCAAUAUCUAGUACUUACAUAAGUAGUAAAAUAUACAAAUAUUUAUA